Molecule: messenger RNA, 1181 nt
Organism: Galdieria sulphuraria
Lineage: Eukaryota; Rhodophyta; Bangiophyceae; Galdieriales; Galdieriaceae
Exons: 1
Coding region: 169-1155 (328 amino acids)
Source: RefSeq, a predicted model, not a curated record
AUUGUUUAGUAGGAUAGGUUUUAUCAACUGCAAUUCUACUUGCAGCUGACUAUUAUGACAACGCAAAUGUUCCGAGGCUACCAAGUUGCGCUUCAUUCACUGCGUUUUUACUUUGAACUGUAAUUGCAAUUCAACAAAGGAUGGAAGAGUAGUUGCUGUGAUAGGAAAAUGGGAUCUACUUUCCACAAAAGUGCUUUUGUAUUCAGAUGGCUAAUAGUAUUUCUAUUUAUGAUGAUAAGCGUUCAACAAUGGAAAAUAUCGGAAGAGACACUACCGAUUUACUCAACUUUGUUGGGAGUACUGAGUAGUUUUAUUCUGGGAAUUGUCAAAUACUUGCAAGCAUAUCAACCCUUUGGUUCGUCAUCAGUUGUUCAAUAUGUACACGAUGUUCUUCGAAUUCCCGAGAAAUUUGUGGAGCUUCCUAAAGAAGUCAGCAAAGUUUUUAUGAUACUUUCCCUGUUGGAAUUGGUGUUAACCAUAUGGCUACCCUUGUUGUUGGAAGGAUUGGAAGGCUUUAUGUGGUUAAAGUCGUUGGAACAGAACCCGUUUCUUUUCAACAAAAAUAUGUUACCGUUUAUUCAUUCUGCUUUGAAAUAUUUAUACAAACUAAAGUGGCUUCUUGCUUUGCGUAUUGAAGAGAAUGUCACUAUGGCCUCUCUUGAGAAAGUGCAAACUGUGAACAAACCCAUGGUUGAGUUAUUUCGUAUAUUCUUUGGACUGCCUGUAGUAAGAGGAGUGAAAAGAGUGUAUUAUUGGAAACCUUCUUAUUGUCUAUCACAGCUGAUUGCUCCUCAUGUGUUUGUUUUUAGUGUUCAGAUUGUUACCGAAGCAGUUGUUAUUGUAUUGGGAGGUAUGAAAGUUGGGAGAGCUAUUCUAUUGCAUGUUACACUUGUGUUCAAUUUACUUCGUGGAUUUCCUGCUUUCGUGUCUCUAUGGAAAGCUUUGGAUGCCUGGAAGAGCCAUCGUUGUAACUGGAUAUAUAUGAUUGCUACUAUUUUUCCUUGUGUUUUGUGGUUGUAUAGUUCCUUUGUUUUUUGUUGGAGAAAGUGGUUACCACUCUAUCGAAAGAAUAACGUUCAAAGAGCUGUGCCCAGUACAUCUGAGUCUUCCAACCAAGUCAAUGUCACAAAGAGUCGUUUGAGGAGAAGAAAAUGAACUCCAUCAGUUACACAAAUGUUAUC